AUGUCUAAUUUGGCAAUUUUCAAAAAGGACUCUUUCAAAGAGUUUUUAACAAAAAUUUCCCACUUGGAUACCGAUGUACCUAACGACCUCCAGUUUUCUGUAUUUAUUUUCAAAAGCCACCCUACUGCUGGUGGUUAUAAUUUUACAUGCGGUUUUUUAAAUUACAAGAUCGGCUUUGAUGGGCAUAAUUACGUGUAUGAUUUCUCAUCUGAUAUUAAUCUCGAGAGUGAUCUUGAAUUAGAAUACAUGAUCAAUGGCAUUAUAACGGUGAUUCCUAGAAGUAAGAAAUAUUUAUCAGAAGACAUAGCACCCGAUUUCGGCGCAGAAUUCAGAGAUGCGUAUGAAAAUAAAUUUUCCAUUGAACCUAACAUUUUUCAAUCCUCAUUGAAAUUUAAGGAGG
This is a messenger RNA of Racocetra fulgida, 400 nucleotides long. Lineage: Eukaryota; Fungi; Glomeromycota; Glomeromycetes; Diversisporales; Gigasporaceae. The record is from the annotation of a GenBank genome assembly.